This is a messenger RNA of Hevea brasiliensis (rubber tree), 1695 nucleotides long. Its product is annotated as protein DETOXIFICATION 18-like. Gene Ontology annotation, cellular component: membrane. The transcript is spliced from 7 exons. The record is from RefSeq and is a predicted model, not a curated record. Gene Ontology annotation, biological process: xenobiotic detoxification by transmembrane export across the plasma membrane. Gene Ontology annotation, molecular function: xenobiotic transmembrane transporter activity; antiporter activity. The coding region runs from base 78 to 1550 and encodes 490 amino acids. Lineage: Eukaryota; Viridiplantae; Streptophyta; Magnoliopsida; Malpighiales; Euphorbiaceae.
GCAAAAAUUUUGCUGGAAGUGGAGGGCUAGGAGCGCUACACAUCUAUACAAUACUAGUGAUGAACAAAGCAAAUUAAAUGAUCGAAGAGAUAAUGUCGACAAAGAAAAGUAAUUUAGAAACAAAACCCUUGUUAGAAGCUAGUAGCAAAGGAGAAGAAACUAGGAGAAGGAAAAGAUGGUGGAAGAAUGUGUUGGAUGUGGAAGAGGCCAAGAACCAGAUGUUGUUUUCUCUGCCAAUGAUCCUUACAAGUGUUUUCUAUUACUCAAUAACUCUGGUAUCUGUCAUGUUCGCUGGUCGCCUCGGCAACCUUGAGCUCGCCGGUGCAACCCUUGCUUAUUCAUGGGCUAGUGUCACCGGCUUUACCUUUAUGACAGGGUUGAGUGAAGCGCUUGAAACACUUUGUGGUCAAGGCUUUGGUGCAAAAACAUAUAAAAUGCUGGGACUAUAUCUGCAAGCCUCCUGCAUCAUAUCCUUCUUCUUCUCUAUCAUCCUAUCUAUACUAUGGCUAUAUACAGAGAAAAUUUUGAUCAUACUAAAUCAAGAUCCUCAAAUUUCUUUGACUGCUGCCCUUUAUAUGAAGUAUCUAAUUCCUGGGUUAUUUGCAUAUGGCUUUCUGCAAAACAUCCUGAGGUUUCUUCAAGCACAAUCUGUAGUCGUUCCCCUUGUCCUAUGCUCAGCGAUAACGAUGUGUAUUCAUAUUGGCAUUACUUAUGCUUUGGUUCAUUGUGCAAAUAUUGGUUUCAAGGGAGCUUCAUUGGCAACUUCGAUUUCACUAUGGAUAUUAGUCUUUGUUUUGGCAAUGUAUGUGCUUUCCGCAAAGAAGUUUGAGCACACAUGGGGUGGAUUUUCAUUCGAAUCGUUCCGUUACAUGCAUAUCCCCUUAAAACUGGCCCUGCCUUCUGCUGCAAUGGUAUGCUUGGAGGAUUGGGCAUUCGAGAUUCUUGUGUUUUUAGCAGGAUUGAUGCCUGACUCAGAAAUCACUACUUCAUUGCUCGCAAUGUGUGUGAAUGCAGAAACCUUAGCCUUCAUGUUUGCCUAUGGUCUCAGUGCUGCUGCAAGCACGAGAAUUUCUAAUGAACUGGGAGCAGGCAACCCAGAUCGAGCGAAGAGUGCAAUUGUUGCGACUCUCGAACUCUCUGUCAUUCUUGCUCUCAUAAUUGUGUUGGCUCUAGUCUUCGGUCACAAAAUCUGGACCAACUUGUUCAGCGACAGCCCUAUUAUAACAAAAGAUUUUGAAUCGAUGCUGCUCUUGCUUGCUAUUUCAAUUACAAUUGAUUCAGUCCAAGGUGUCUUAUCAGGUGUAGCAAGAGGACGUGGUUGGCAGCACUUGGCUCUGUGGGUGAACUUGGCAACAUUUUAUUUCAUUGGUAUGCCAUUAGCUUGUCUUCUUGGAUUCAAGUUGCAGCUGUAUGCUAAGGGUCUGUGGAUUGGCUUAAUCUGCGGCCUUACUUGCCAAGCUUGCGCCUUCUUGUUGAUCACAGUGCAGACAAAAUGGACUAAAGCAGAACUUCUUAUAGGCACAGAUGAAGAAAUCCUUGUUGUUGUCUAACCAUUCACAGAAUGUCUAUUAAAAUGGAUGGAAGACAAUGUUAGAGAUAUCUUUGGCAUUGGAAAAAUUAGUUGAGUUCAAAUUCAAAUAAAAUUAAGGUUACGUUUAAUAGAGUGUAAUGUAAUAAAUUAUGUAAUGUAAUCAA